This is a messenger RNA of Zalophus californianus (California sea lion), 3678 nucleotides long. It is a transcript of the gene ACCS, whose product is annotated as 1-aminocyclopropane-1-carboxylate synthase homolog (inactive). Lineage: Eukaryota; Metazoa; Chordata; Mammalia; Carnivora; Otariidae. The record is from RefSeq and is a predicted model, not a curated record. Gene Ontology annotation, molecular function: pyridoxal phosphate binding; transaminase activity. Gene Ontology annotation, biological process: amino acid metabolic process; biosynthetic process. Bases 329 to 1837 code for a protein of 502 amino acids. The transcript has 15 exons.
CGGAAGGGGCCCGGGGCGCGCGGUUCCACCGCGCCGGCGCCCGCCUCCCCAGCGCGGCCCGGGGCUGCGAUCCCGCUUUGCUGGGCAGCGAACGGGGCCUCCCCGGGCGCGGACGGGCCCGGCGCUCACACGUCCUCGUCCCGGAACCUCAGCCGGCUGGUCUCGCGAGGCUCAGCCGCCCGCCGAGGCCUCGGCCGUCCCUCCCCGGCGUCCGCCCCGCGCAACUCCGCGGCCCGGCAGCCGGAACCCGGGGCCCUGCGCUCCCGCUCGGCCUCCCUCCCGCCGCGCCGCCCGUCCGCAGGCCUGCGUGUCGCGGGUGGGGAGCGAGAUGUCCACUCUGCCUCAGAGGGAAUCCAGGGCACCUGCCACCUGUCCGGGCUCAGCCUCCACACAGGACCUGGACAGUAACUAUGGGGAUGGUCUGGAAAGAGAAUGCUCCAGAAAACCAGACCGGAAGGUGUCAGAGUUCUGUGGAGCGGGUGAUCCCACUGCCAUGUUGUCCUCGGGCAGCUCCUACCUGUCCUCUAGGGGAGGCGUCAUUAAGUGGUUCUGGGACUCGGCAGAGGAGGGUUACAGGACCUACCACGCGGACGAGUAUGAUGAGGACAAGAACCCCAGUGGCAUCAUUAACUUGGGCACCAGCGAGAACAAACUCUGCUUUGACCUGCUGUCCAGUCGGCUGAGUCAGAGCGACAUGCUGCGGGUGGAGCCGUCCCUGCUGCAGUACCCUGACUGGAGGGGACAUCGGUUCCUCCGGGAGGAAGUGGCCAGAUUCCUGUCUUUCUACUGCAAGAGCCCCACACCCCUUAAGCCAGAGAAUGUGGUGGUUCUGAAUGGCUGUGCCUCUCUCUUCUCGGCUCUGGCCACGGUGCUGUGUGAGGUGGGGGAGGCUUUCCUGAUCCCUGCCCCUUACUAUGGAGCCAUCACACAGCACGUCUAUCUCUAUGGCAAUGUCCGUCUGGUCUGUGUCUAUCUGGACAGUGAGGUCACUGGGCUGGACACACGCCCCUUCCAGCUCACUGUGGAGAGGCUUGAGAUGGCCCUGCAGAGAGCUAAUUCUGAGGGUGUGAAGGUUAAAGGUCUCAUCCUCAUCAACCCCCACAACCCUCUGGGCGACAUCUACUCCCCAGGAGAGCUGCGGAACUACCUGGAAUUUGCCAAGAGGCACGAGCUGCACGUGAUGGUGGAUGAAGUCUACAUGCUGUCCGUGUUUGAGAAGUCGGCAGCCUACUGCAGCGUCCUGAGCCUGGAAGGGUUGCCUGACCCCCAGAGGACCCAUGUGAUGUGGGCAACCAGCAAGGACUUCGGGAUGUCUGGGCUCCGCUUCGGCACGCUGUACACAGAAAACCGGGACGUGGCCACUGCGGUGGCCUCCCUCUGCCGCUAUCACGGCCUCAGUGGCUUGGUCCAGUACCAGAUGGCACAGCUGCUCCGGGACCGUGACUGGAUCAACCAGGUGUACCUACCGGAGAACCAUGCCCGGCUCAAGGCUGCCCACACCUAUGUGGCAGGAGAGCUCCAGGCCCUGGGCAUCCCCUUCCUGAGCCGCGGGGCGGGCUUCUUCAUCUGGGUUGACCUGAGGAAGUUCCUGCCUGAGGCCACCUUUAAGGAGGAGAUGCUGCUUUGGCGCCGCUUUUUGGACAACAAAGUGCUGCUAUCCUGUGGCAAGACCUUCGAGUGUAAAGAGCCCGGCUGGUUCCGCUUGGUCUUCUCGGACAAGGCCCACCGGCUUUGCCUAGGGAUGCGGAGGGUCCGGCAGGUGCUUGGGGGCAAAUCCCAGGUGGCCGAAGAGCCCCAUUCCUGUCAGGCCCAGGAGCCAAGGAGCCAGCACAGGUGAGCUGGUCGUCGCUGGGGGACAGCAGGGCCUGGCAGCCACUGCCAACCCGAGCCAUUUGGGGCUGUGAAGACCGACGGCGGAUGGGCCAUUUGUCAGGCGGGUACCCGAUGUGACCUCACCCCCGAAAAAGAACCAUUCCUGGCCCCUCUCAGGGGCAGUGAGAGACUCCUUCGGCUGUGCUCUGCUUCGGCCCCUCCCCCUCUAGUAAACAAAACUGGGAGAAACUAGAAGCCUCUGUGGUGAGUAAUGUACAGAAUGGAGGAGUCGUGACUGCUCCUAAGCACAACCCUUCACCCGCCUGAGAUCAUGAAAAGAAAACAAUGUGUACCUUCUUUUGAUGGCACCCUCCUUCCUCCUUUGUUGCCAGGGAAACAAGUCAGAGGAACAACACAUAUAAGAGACAACAUGCCCAAGAAAUAAACAAGGGUGAUAAUUCCCAAACCCCAGGAGGACGGAGUUAAUUCUGUGUGUUCCUGUUGUUCUCCCCCCGUGAGGGUGUGUGGGCCCACAGGACACCUGGCACCUGGGACAGGCCUCCGCUUGGGCCGCGGUGAACAAGACCCCACGGGGGCAGUCAGAAGAGCUGCUCUGCUUCUGGGAUGCUCUUCCUCCUCCUUCUUCCCGGCAAGGAGCUGCCUUCCGACAUCUCAAACCCGAGUGAUCUAGCCACGACUACUUGGGGGGGGAAGAUAAGGGCUGGACUUCGAACAACCAGGCUGGCCUUUCCACCCUAAGCAGGCAAAGGGCCACUCAGGCCAUCCUCAGGGCUGUUUGAGUUUAGAGCCCAAGUGGGCUUUCUCAACUGACCUUAAAGCUGUGUGCAGCAGACCCUUCUCUGGGGUCUCCACUCCGGUGUAGAAACGCGGUCUCUUUCCUUGCUUCUGUUUUAAGAUAAUGUGGGUGCAGUCAGUGUGUAUUUUCUGCAAAUCAUAGUAUUUGAUACAGGAUUUGCUUUCCUCUACCUUUCUGCCUUUCAUCCAUUCAUUCCUUCUCCCUGUCUUUUCUUGAAUACCUUCUAUGUGCCAGGCACCGGGCUGAUAAUUUCUGUGCAUUAUUUCUAGCUUCGACAAUCCUGGGAAGCUGACAUUAUCACCCACCACUUGAGACAUGAGGCCGUGGAGUCUCAGAGAGCUGGAAUGCUAUUCUCAAAGUCACGUAGCUAGAAAGUAUCAGAGCCGGGAUUCAAAGUCAGGUCGGUUUGGUUGCGAAUCCUGUGCUGUUUGUACCCUGCCCAAACAGGCACCAGCAGGAUGCUUUGACUCUUUCCAGUCCUGAGAACUGGGCUUUGUGUUGUCAUCGUCAGCACCUUUAAUUGUUGUUCAGUGCCUUUGGCCAAGUAUCACUCCUUUCUAUUCCCACUUCCAGGAAACACUGGUACUAGGAUUUGUUGGUUCUGGAAAGCCUUCAGGUUUUAUGGGUCAGACUAAGAACGGCCACAUCGAGAGCCCUUUGCAUCCCCUUUAAAAACCUCUGUUGUGACGCUGCCGUUGUGGUUCAGAGUCCCCCAAGGAAGGACCCCUGUGAUACAUUCUGUUUAGAAUUCUCAGAAGAAGGACUUCUAGUUCUUUAGAGGGAAUCCAAGCUGGCUUCCUGGCAGAGGCAGACCGAACCUGGGAUCUGAGCCUGAACCGAGUCCGCACGAGCCCAGCUGGCUGGUGCUGUGUGAAGGGAUGUGCUCCAUAUAUCUCUCUCUGUGGAAUCUGGGUCUGGCAUAUUCUAUACCCAUCUCAGUGCUCACCUUUGUGCUCACCUUUCUGCUUUUGCUCCUUACAACAACCAGCCAGCUGUGUAUGAGCAUCGCCCCAGGGGCCCCUCGGCUGCUCCAAAUGUCACUUUCUGUC